Saccostrea echinata is the source of this 2202-nucleotide messenger RNA. Its product is annotated as MAGUK p55 subfamily member 7-like. Lineage: Eukaryota; Metazoa; Mollusca; Bivalvia; Ostreida; Ostreidae. Gene Ontology annotation, cellular component: cell-cell junction; plasma membrane. The record is from RefSeq and is a predicted model, not a curated record. Bases 419 to 2146 code for a protein of 575 amino acids. Gene Ontology annotation, molecular function: protein binding. The transcript has 17 exons.
CAUUUUAACGAGUCCAUUAUUUGUUAUGUCCCCUGAAGGGACAAUGGGAGGAGAAAUCUGCGAUCAGGAAGGGAACCGCCAUCAAUCGGGUGGUCCCCACAGACGUAAUGUGUUUUACAUUAAGCCGGAGGAACGCUUUCGACGAAUAAUUAAAACAUCGGAAAUCUUUUAUCUGUUGCCUAUAUAGCUUUUUCUAAUGACGAGUCUCUAAAAAGUAUUAGAGAGUUAAUGGCGAUUGUUUCAUAAUGUGGGUAAAAUGUCAUUUGAGUUGAUUGCGCUAGACAAAAAAGACUACGUUAAAUGUGUGGUUUCGGUACGAAUUGAUCAAAAUCUAUUUAAGAUGGAUGGUUUCAUCUGUUUUUACACUUAAGUAAUCAACCUGUGUCUUAGUAGAUGAGAAGACUGAGCAUGCGUCAAUAUGCCAAUGACACUACCAAUCAAUAGCAACUAUCAUGAUCCGGACGCCCAGACUCUGCUGGAAUAUCUACCUCAUCUACAAUCCCAGCUUACCGUCCAGGAGGAAGAUGUGGCGUUUCUUAGAAGAUUCCUGAGACGUAAGGAAGUACAGGCUACCAUGAAGUCCUAUAAAAGUAUAUCAAUUUUAAGUUAUCGAAAACUUCGACCAGUGUCCAUGGCAGCCGUCGCUCUUGCAGCAAAUAUUUUCUGUGAUAUUCGAAGAUGCAACGAUGAUUCUCAGUUAUCCGAAGAGCUGAUGGAGAUUUUGUCUAAACCAAGUGUACAGGCUCUUCUAUAUACCCAUGAUGUAGUUGCAAAACGUGAUUAUGAAACCGGAAGUUGCAACACUAAACAGGAAAGACACGCCGAAGACAAUAACAUCAAAGUUGUUCAACUGGUGAAAAAGAAUGAGCCCUUGGGAGUAACAAUACAACAGAACGAUGACACAGGAAUCAUAGAAAUUGCCCGGAUAUUGCAUGGUGGCGCGGCACAUAGAAGUGGUCUCAUUCAUGUUGGAGAUGAGAUUCACGAAAUUAAUGGUGUCAAGUUCACAGGUCGCAAUCCUGAUGACAUGGCCAACUUAUUGGCACGUAUAACGGGACCAGUAACUCUCAAAUUGGUACAACGACAGCAAGAACCACCCUCAAAACGGGCAAGUAAUAUAAGGGUUAAAGCCUUGUUUUCCUACGACCGACAUGAAGAUACGUUGAUACCUUGCCAGAAUGCAGGGCUGUCAUUCAAGAGGGGAGAUAUUCUGCACAUCGUCUCUCAAGAGGACCCCUUGUGGUGGCAAGCGAGACCGGAAAAGGAAACAGAGGGAGUGACGGGUAUUAUACCCUCGCAGCUUUUACAGGAAAGAAGAGAGAUCCUGCAAGAACUCAUGACAAAGAAAGAAGUUAAAGGCAGAAGAGCACGGUCUGUUAGUCCUUGCAAAGUCAGUCCUCGAAUCUCAAGGUCAAAACGGGUGAAAAAGGUCAUGUAUCAAGCUGUCCAGAAUGGAGAAUUUGAAAUGGGUGACAUCCCUACGUAUGAAGAAGUGGAGCUGAUGAAACCUGAUCCCGACCAUAGCAGACCCCUUAUACUAGCAGGUGUAUCUAACGUGGGCAGAAAUGAGUUGAAACAGCGCCUAAUGGGGAGUGAUCCAUCUCAUUUUGUUGACGUUGUUCCAUAUACCUCCAGACCACCAAAGUCCUACGAAGUGCAGGGACGUGAAUACCACUUUGUAACGAGACGUGAAAUGGAAAGCGCGAUAUUAGCGAGAAGAUUUGUAGAGCACGGGGAAUAUAAGGGUCAUUUAUAUGGUACCCGGAGAGACUCCAUAUUGUCUAUAGUAAAAUCUGGACGGGUACCCAUCUUAACACCCAGUGCCAAAGCCUUAAGAUACUUGAGAAUAUCUGAAAUCAAACCUUUCAUCAUCUACAUCAAACCACCUUCCAUUAACUCUUUUCGAGAGACACGGCUAAAAUACAACGCCAUUUUUACUGGUGAAGAUGGAAGCGCCAUUCCUUGUUCUGAGGACAUCAUAUUAUCAGUUGUUGCCAAAAGUGCCAAACUAGAAGAAAUAUACGGGCAUCUGUUUGACUUUGUUAUUGUAAAUGACGACAUAUCACGAGCAGCUCAGGAACUUAUAAAAGUAGCAGAAAAUGUAAAGAGGGAUUUACAAUGGGUACCGGCGGCUUGGGUGGAGUAGUUAAUUUAUUUUAAAAAACUCGUUGUUUGAGCAAUAUACUGUAUGAGAUUUAUGGA